ACCGGAAGUUUGGAUGCCAAAGGUAGACGGACUGGGUCCUCCGAAAAGGACUCCUGGCUGGAAUAUUUCCGAGGUACUGACGGAAUAACCACGGUGUCAGGCACUGUGGACUUUACAGUUCUGCAGAACCACCUUUAUAAAGGAGGCUGUACCAGACAAUGGAGGCCAGCGGGAAGUUCAUUUGCAGACAAAGGCAAGUCGUUUUUUCCUUUCUCCUUUUGGUCUUUUCUCUGGCGGGCGCGGCAGAACCCAAACGCUAUUCCGUAUUGGAGGAAACUGAGGGCAGUUCCUUUGUAACCAAUUUAGCAAAGGACCUAGGUCUGGAGCAGAGGGAACUUUCUAGGCGGGGGGUUAGAGUUGUUUCCAAAGGCAACAAACUACAUUUGCAGCUUGAUCAGGAGACAGGAGAUUUGUUACUAAAUGAGAAACUGGACCGCGAGGAACUGUGCCGUCACACAGAGCCCUGUGUGCUACGUUUCCAGGUGUUGCUAGAGAGUCCCUUAGAAUUUUUUCAAGCUGAGCUACAAGUAAUAGACAUAAAUGACCACUCCCCAGUAUUCCUGGACAAAGAAAUGUUGCUACAAGUGUCAGAGAGCAGUUCUCCUGGGACUACAUUUCCUCUGAAGAAUGCUCAGGACAUGGACGUAGGCCAGAAUAAUAUUGAGAACUAUAUUAUCGGUCCCAACUCCUAUUUUCGUGUCCUUACCCAGAAACGCAGCGAUGGCAGGAAAUAUCCUGAGCUGGUGCUGGACAAAGCUUUGGAUCGGGAGGAGGAACCUGAGCUCAAGUUAACCCUCACAGCACUAGAUGGUGGCUCUCCACCACGGUCUGGCACCGCUCAGGUCUACAUCGAAGUAGUAGAUUUUAAUGAUAAUGCCCCUGAAUUUGAGCAGCCUUUCUAUAGGGUGCAGAUUCCUGAAGACAGUCCAAUAGGAUUCCCUGUCGUCACUGUCUCUGCUACAGAUAUAGACAUAGGAAUCAAUGGAGAAAUUUCCUAUUUGCUAUUCCAAGCUUCAGAGGAGAUUAACAAAACCUUUAGGAUCAAUCCCUUGACUGGAGAAAUUCAGCUAAAAAAACAACUUGACUUUGAAACAAUUCAAUCCUAUGAAAUCAACAUUGAGGCAAGAGAUGCUGGAAGCUUUUCAGGAAAAUGCACUGUUCUAGUUCAAGUCAUGGAUGUGAACGACCAUGCCCCAGAGGUUACCAUGUCUGCAUUUACCAGUUCAGUAUCUGAGAAUUUGCCUGAAAGUGUGGUUGCAGUUUUCAGUGUUUCAGAUCUUGAUUCCGAAGAAAAUGGCAAAAUAAGUUGUUCUAUUCAGGAGGAUUUACCUUUCUUCCUGAAAUCUUCUGUGGAAAACUUUUACACCCUACUGACAGAGAGGCCACUGGACAGAGAGACCAGAGCUGAAUAUAACAUCACCAUCACCAUCUCUGACUUGGGGACACCGAGGCUGAAAACACAGGUCAACAUAACAGUGCUGGUCUCAGACAUCAAUGACAACGCCCCCACUUUCACCCAAACCUCCUAUACCUUGUUCGUCCGCGAAAACAACAGCCCCGCCCUGCACAUAGGCACCAUCAGCGCCACAGACAGAGACUCAGGCACCAACGCCCAAGUCACCUACUCCCUGCUGCCACCUCAGGACCCGCACCUGCCCCUCACCUCCCUGGUCUCCAUCAACGCUGACAACGGACACCUGUUCGCCCUGAGGGCGCUGGACUACGAGGCCCUGCAGGCCUUCGACUCGCUCACCGUCUACUUGGUCAUCGCCUUGGCCUCGGUGUCGUCGCUCUUCCUGUUCUCGGUGGUGCUGUUCGUGGCGGUGAGGCUGUGCAGGCGGGACAGGGCGGUCUCUGUGAGUCGCUACUCAGUACCUGAGGGCCCCUUUCCAGGGCACCUGGUGGACGUCAGUGGUACUGGGACUCUGUCUCAGAGCUACCAGUAUGAGGUUUGUCUCACAGGAGGCUCAGGAAACAGUGAGUUCAAGUUUCUGAAGCCUAUUUUACCCAAUAUCCAGGGCCAUUCUCCUGGCCAAGAAAUACAAGAAAACUCCAACUUUAGGAAUGACUUUGGUUUAGGCAUUCAGUUAAAAUAA
Molecule: messenger RNA, 2096 nt
Organism: Otolemur garnettii (small-eared galago)
Lineage: Eukaryota; Metazoa; Chordata; Mammalia; Primates; Galagidae
Product: protocadherin beta-8
Exons: 2
Coding region: 159-2096 (645 amino acids)
Biological process (GO): homophilic cell-cell adhesion
Cellular component (GO): plasma membrane
Molecular function (GO): calcium ion binding
Source: RefSeq, a predicted model, not a curated record